AUGGCUGCAAACACCCGCCAGAACGGUUAUGCGGCGUCCGCCCAGAGCUACAAGAAUCAGAACUUCAACCAGUACCACCAGGCUGGACAAGGCCACGGCUCGGCCCCGUACCUCCCUCGAGGUCUGCCGAUAUCCCCCGCCGAUAACAACAUGCAGUCUCUGACAAACAGCAUGGCAGCCCUUGGAGUCCACGGCCCCUAUGCUUCUUCUGCCGCAUCAAAGUCUGGCGGCUCGAUCAUGUCCGGCGGUUCCACCGAAUAUACCGGCCUUCCCCUGGCUCAGGGCCAAGGUGGGUGGUAUACAACCAAUCAGCAUAUGUUGACUCCCAUGUACAAUGUUAUUGGUGCGAACCAGCAGCAAUCUGCCAUGGGCCACUCGCCAGGCAUGUACAGCCAUGCCGGUGCGUAUGUUCCCCAGGCAGCUUACCAGUACGGCCAAGCCGUUGUCGAGAACAGCCCUGUCGCACCGGGAUGGGCUUCCCGCGUGUCUUCUGGCGACAUGCCUUCGCUUAUGACGCCCCGCCGCGAUUCUGUGUCCUCGAAUGAGAACGAUAUCCCAGGCACUCCGUACAACAGCAGCGGAGCAUACCGCUAUGGAACCUCGACUGCCAUCAUGGAUCGCUCCCCGAACGGCAUGUACACUAACAGCGGAACGCCGUCUCCUUCCCAGUUGGCCCACGGCUACCAGCUUGUCGCUCCGCUGCAGAAGCAGCAGACCCUCCCGACGAUAUCUCCUCACAUAAUGGCAAUUCUCCACAAGGACCCGCCGAUCCCACGGGCCAUUCCAGCUCCGAGCUCUCCGCUUAAGCCGCUUGACCGCAGCCUGGAGAACAAGACCGGAGAAACCAACGUCUACAUUCGAGGGCUACUUCCCGAGACCACCGACGAGAUGCUUCAUAUCUGGGGCAAGCGCUUUGGAGAUAUCCAGAGCUCAAAGUCCAUCAUUGACCUGAAGACGAGCCUGUGCAAAGGCUUCGGCUUCAUCAAAUACCACAACUUCGAAGACGCUGAGAACUGCAUCCGCGGUUUCCAUUAUCUCGGAUACGAGGUCAGCUUUGCUAGGGAGUCGUUCUACUCGAAGCUCAAGAAGUUCUCCGACGACAACAACACGAACCUCUACGUGUCCAACAUCCCGAAGAACAUGAACGAGCAUGAACUGGGCGCCAUCUUUGCUCCUCACAAGGUCUGCUCCAGCAGGAUUCUUCGCGACAGCUCUGGCAACGGUCGCGGUGUUGGCUUUGCGCGUUUCGAGACGCGUGAGAUCUGCGAGGAGGUCAUCAAAAACUUCAACAACACCCCGGUCUCCAAACCCGGCGGUGAUGAGCACCUGAUCCAGAUCCGAUACUCCGAUACCCAUGAGCAGAAGAUGCUCAAGCAGCAGACUGCCGCCGGUCGUGUCUUCCGUGCCGCCGAAUAUGAGGUUGGCGUUGCUCAGGCUAGGGCAUUGAGUUCCGUGCCUGACCGCUACAUGACUAUGUCUCCGGACGAGCAGGCGGCCAACGAGUUCGAAAUGUUCUUGCAAUCCCAGGCGACUACUCCCACGUACCUGCCGCCAUCGGCCCGCUACCGCCAGCCAUGGGCACCAGCGAUCCCGUCGACGCUAGGAAUGUCUCGUCCAGCCAUGUAUCCGAUGGCCCAAGCCAGCACCCUCAAGGCGGAAGAUGCCGGAUCCGAUCACGGUGUCGACACCAAGACGACUCCUGCUACUCCGGUCCAAGAGUCCGAUAACUCUGUCUCUCCAAGCCGACGAUCGGGCGGCGACGAGUAG
Trematosphaeria pertusa is the source of this 1767-nucleotide messenger RNA. RefSeq lists its product as uncharacterized. The record is from RefSeq and is a predicted model, not a curated record. NCBI's taxonomy places the organism in Eukaryota, Fungi, Ascomycota, Dothideomycetes, Pleosporales, Trematosphaeriaceae. Bases 1 to 1767 code for a protein of 588 amino acids. The transcript has 6 exons. Gene Ontology annotation, molecular function: poly(A) binding; mRNA 3'-UTR binding; poly(U) RNA binding. Gene Ontology annotation, cellular component: cytosol; nucleus; ribonucleoprotein complex.